CUUGGACUGUGUUUGACAUAUGAUAGGUGUUAAGAGCUUGAAUCAAUGAAUUUUAGCGAUGCCAGAAAUGAAAUUCUGCAGGUGUUGUCCAAAACGGAAAGACAGGAUCUUCCAAAGUUACUCGAAUGGUUGAAAACAUCUGAUGAUCUGGACGAUUGUUUGGUGGACAACCAACACGUUAUUCUUCAAAGUAUUGCAGAGGACUUAAGGGCUUGCCUGCCACUGGAAGCUGUGGUUCCCUCAGAGACCAUGGCUAUCCAGAAGACUCAUCAGAAACCUCAUCCCACUGUGCAUGUGGAUGCAUUUUUGUAUGAUGAAGAAACAGUUGAUUCACUGUGUGAAGAGGGAAAGAUGAGUCGCAACUACUGCCUCAGUUGUGGAUCACACAGAACAGCACUAUUGGAUUUUAUCUCUCAUUCGUUCUCCAUCUCGGAGCUCCAGUUUCUGUUCCAGAAAAUUCUUCCUGAUCUCACAGGACAACUAGUGGUGGAUGUGGGUUCUAGACUAGGAGCUGUGCUAUAUGGGGGUUACCUCUACAGUGCAGCAUCUCAGCUCGUGGGGGUUGAAAUAAGUUCGGAGUUCAUCAAGCUUCAAACAAUGGUCAUGGAGAAAUAUGGCUUCAGUGACAGAGUUCAGGUGAUUCAUGCAGAUGUCCGCUCUCAGGCUGCCUUAUUGCAGAAUGCAGAUGUUCUAAUCAUGAACAAUGUGUUUGAAUACUUCAUGGAACCAAGUGAUCAAAUACAAGCAUGGCAAUUUAUUAGUCAAAAUUUUCGAAAGAAAGGUGCACUGUUGGUUACUGUUCCACGCAUUCAAGAGGCUCUUGCUUCACUUGAAGAAACAGUUUCCCUGGAGAUGUUAACGCUCAGCCAGUGGAUAGAGGAAGUGCCACUUGACUACUCUAUCUAUCUAAAAAAUGAUACAGACCCAGAUUCUCUCAAGCAAAUCCAUCUUUACAGGGUACUUUGUCCUUCUUAACAAAGAGCUAUGGACUAUUUGACAAGGGAACCAAUGAAUUUGAUUAGCCUCACUGAGGUUUUUCUUGAUGCAAGUAGAUUUGAGUAAACAAACAGUUUUCCCGGGGGCCUGGGUAGCUCAAUGAGUAUUGACGUUGACUACCACCCCUGGAUUCACAAGUUUGAAUCCAGGGUGUGCUGAGUGACUCCAGCCAGGUCUCCUAUGCAACCAAAUUGGCCCGGUUACUAGGGAGGGUAGAGUCAUAUGGGGUAACCUCCACCUGGUCGCUAUAAAGUGUGGUUCUCUCUCUCGGUGGGGCGCGUGGUGAGUUGUGCGUGGAUGCCGCGGAGAAUAGCGUGAAGCCUCCACAUGCACUUUGUCUCCACAGUAAUGUGCUCAACAAACCAUGUGUUAAGAUGUGCGGAUUGAUGGUCUCAGAC
Messenger RNA from Xyrauchen texanus (razorback sucker), 1394 nucleotides. RefSeq lists its product as uncharacterized. Gene Ontology annotation, molecular function: methyltransferase activity. The transcript is spliced from 8 exons. NCBI's taxonomy places the organism in Eukaryota, Metazoa, Chordata, Actinopteri, Cypriniformes, Catostomidae. The record is from RefSeq and is a predicted model, not a curated record. The coding region runs from base 46 to 975 and encodes 309 amino acids.